Gigantopelta aegis is the source of this 1500-nucleotide messenger RNA. RefSeq names its product protein cereblon-like. Lineage: Eukaryota; Metazoa; Mollusca; Gastropoda; Neomphalida; Peltospiridae. The coding region runs from base 19 to 555 and encodes 178 amino acids. The record is from RefSeq and is a predicted model, not a curated record. The transcript is spliced from 6 exons.
CAGAAUGCAUGUUAACAAAUGGCUACGGCCAUGAAGCCUGUUAACUUUUGGGAUAGUUUGUCCGUUACUGUGGAAAUACUAAGCGUUAUUUUAUUUGUUAAUAUUGUUUAUGAUGGCAUUCACGUAGUGGCACAUGAACUGCAAGGCGGGUUUCUUCUCUGUCGCCACUGUGGAUAUGAUGUCGCCAGCUCAUCUCACAUUCUGUCGGUCCCAAGCAAGCUCGCCCACCGACAGCGAAAUGAUACGAUUGCUCAAAAUAAAGGUGUUCUUAUUCAACUUUUCAAAAAUCCUCAAGAAACAUAUUUUGAAGUGAUAGCUUCAUCACAAGCAGAGGUUAAAAUAGUAGGCAACGCCUAUUCAGAAGACAGCUGGUUUCCAGGCUACCGGUGGACAAUCUGUGUUUGUCCUCGGUGCAACAAUCACUUAGGCUGGGUGUUUGAUACAGCAGAACCAGAAAGGAAGCCGGCAUCAUUUGUGGGUUUAAUUCUUAAUAACCUGCUUCAUGAAACAGAAGCAGAAUCUAUUAUAGCAGCACCGAAAGCCUAUGCCAGUUGACAAGCUGUGGACAUAGUGUGUAAUGGUGUUUUUAAUGACAACGCAGGGGAUGCAGAAUGUACUCGCCCGCUUGCCAAAUGCAAGUGAAAAUUCUGAUGGACGAGUUAAAAAAUGAAACUACCAGUCCAACAGGCGAUCUGUCUGUUUUUCUGACUGACUGGUGGUGUUUUGGUGUGUAUGUAUGUGUGUGUGUGUGUGCAUGCAUGCGUGUGUGUGUGUGCGUGCAUGCAUGCGUGUGUGUGUGUGUGUUCGUGCAUGCACACAUUGAAUCCACGACUCUGGGCAUGAGUUGACCUGUACCCCCAUUUCAAUGGUUAGGGUUAGGCUUAGGGUCAAUCUUUAGAGCCUUUGAUAUAGAGGGAUACGGGUUGGACUCUUUCCAAUAAAAAUGUAUUUAUUUGUCCAUCAAGGUUUGGGUCUUGAUUUCAUUUGCCACUUGAUGUUGAUCACUUACCAAGUGUCUUUAUUCAUGUUUUUGUCAAUAUAUCAUAAUAUUGUUAAAACAAUAAUAUAUUGUUCUACAGGCUGGCAGACUACUAAAAAAUUCUGGCGGGCUAGUAAAUUUUAGUUGGUUCUGGUCUGGCGGGCUAGUGAAGUAUUUUCCACUUCUGCACCCCUGCAACGAGUUACAUAAUGCUGCGCUAGACUGUCUCGAUAUUAUUUUAUAAUGAUGUACUCACGGUAAAAGACAUUGCAUUGUCAUGUCACUUUAUUACCACUGUCCAUUGAAGUGGGUUGGAUUUAGUGCAGUCUGUAGAACGCUUACCAUAGCUGCUUGGGUUGUAAGUUCGAGUCUUUUCAGUGAACCAAUUGUUGUUAACCAUCCCAACCAGUGCCACACACCUGGUAUAUAUCAAAAGCUGUGGUAUGUGCUGUUCUGUCUGUAGAAUGGUGCUUAUAAAAGAUCUCUUGCCAAUAAUGGAAAAAUGGAAGAAGAAAGGAAAU